Messenger RNA from Hemicordylus capensis (graceful crag lizard), 2718 nucleotides. RefSeq names its product V-set and transmembrane domain containing 2B (gene VSTM2B). The coding region runs from base 1180 to 2040 and encodes 286 amino acids. The transcript has 6 exons. Lineage: Eukaryota; Metazoa; Chordata; Lepidosauria; Squamata; Cordylidae. The record is from RefSeq and is a predicted model, not a curated record.
CGCCCAUCGCUCGCCGCCGCCACGUCUGCUGUGCAUCCAUCCCGCCCGGGCAGCACCUGCUCCCUUCUCGCCAUCACUUCUUGAUGUUUGCCAUCGCGGGCUACUACUAGCCCGGGGAGUCCUUCUCCGGGAAUUCCCCCACCCCCUUCCCACGGUCCAGGCUUCCCACGGCUCUCUGGCUCGAUUCUCCCCGGAGGACCCUUCUUCUCGCCGGCGUGGCUGAUUGAUUGAUUGAUUGAUUGAUCUCUCCGUUCCUUAGGAGCCAGUGCUGAUUGGGGCUGCCCCACACCCCCAGCCCAGCCCUCUCUCUCUCUCUUUUCGACCCGAGCUCCUUCCGAUCUCCCAGUUUCACGAUCUCCGCCCCGGUUCAUACGGCGCGCCGCCACCCCUCCCUGGGGAUUUCAUAGCCAGAGAUGGCUUGAAGGAUCAGAUGGUGAAAUUUCCUCUUAUAGGUUGAGCGGUGUGUUGAUCUGAGUCGAAAGAGAAGGGUUAAAACAUUUUUUUACACACACACACACACACACACACACCAUCCCAGCCCUUCGGUGUCUGUAGCCAAUUUGGACUGAACAUCACAGAAGAGAAGAGGAAGGCUUUUCCACCUGGCUGUGGCAGGGUGAAGAGAGGAAAGGGUGGGGGGAGAAAAAGAAAGGGAAAUAAAUCCACAAUCUUGGGAAAUAUCACUUGAAAGAAGCGGGGGGGGGGGGGAAUACCCCUCUGUGAUCCGAGUUCAGAUGGGUCUUGGAAAGAAACCUUGGAUUUCUUCCUUCUUUUUGGACUCCAAAAAAUCCCCUUUAACUCCUGGAAGUUGAAUGGUGGUCGCUGCAGAGCGGUUUUCGAGAGAAGAAGAUAAUCAUCAGCAUCAUAAAUAAUACCCAGACUGGCUGAUUUCCGAUUCAUUUCUCAGGAGCAAUUAUUUUAACAUCACGGCAGCAAUUUUUCUGGACCCACCGGCUGUGGAUUUUAUAUGUGCUUCCAAACAGAGCGGGGGGGAGGGACACAAAAAUUGAUUUUUUUUGGUCGCUUUUUUUGGUGGGAUUUGUUCUUCUUCGUUUUGUCUUUAUCCGAUUCCUGGACCAAUAUUGAUCGUCCAUCCAUGUCUUUUCUGUGUCAUGAGACUGAAGAUGUCUUAGCUGGGUUGUGACUCCCCCUCCAGUUUGAAAAGCCUACAUAUAUGAAAUGGAAAAUCGAGGGCUCUUCAGCACCCUUUGUUACCUGAUGUUUAAUGUCCCCUUCUUGUUCGUGGCUCAAGCUACAUUUACAGAAGUUCCGAAAGAUGUGACUGUUAGGGAGGGGGACGAUAUUGAGAUGCCUUGUGCUUUCCGGGCCAGCGGAUCCACCUCUUACUCCCUGGAAAUCCAGUGGUGGUACCUUAAAGAACCCGCCCGGGAGCUUGCCCAUGAAUUAGCCAUCAGUGGUCCCAGCAGCAGAAGCAAGGUAACGAACAAGGAUGCAACUAAAAUCAGUACGGUGCGCGUGCAGGGCAACGACAUCUCGCACCGGCUGCGGCUGUCGGGGGUCCGGCGGCAGGACGAGGGCGUCUACGAGUGCCGCGUGUCGGACUACGGCGACGAGGACACGCAGGAGCACAAAGCCCAGGCGCUGCUGCGCGUCCUGGCCCGCUUCGCCCCGCCCGACGUGCAGGCGGCCGAGGCGGUCUCGCACAUCCAGAGCAGCGGUCCGCGCAGGGCCAGCCCGUCGGGGCGAGCCACGGCCGAGCCCGGCCUGGGGGACAAGCGCCUCUUGCCGGCGCAGGGCGCAGAAGCAGCCGCCGCCGCCGCCGCCUCCUCCUCCUCGGCAGCCUCCUCCCCGCCCGGCGCCGCCUCGUCGUUCUCUUCGUCCUCCUCGUCCAGCACCACGACUAUGGCGGCGGCGGCGGCGGCGGCGGCCGCCUCCUCGGCCUCGCCUCCUCCGGGCAAAGCCACCAUCCUCCGCCAGCAGCACGGAUCAGGUACAGAUCCUCUAUACGCUACAGACCCGUUCCUCUGUACGUUCCUGUUAAUGUUACAUAAGCUUGUACACUUAUUAUUAAACCACUGAUGGACUACUUUAUUCAAUAAUCCUCAGCCAAACAAAAAGGAACCUAUUUAAAAAAUGGAAAAAAGAAAAAAAGACCUCAUCAAGAACUAGGAACUUUAAAGAUGGACAGAGAGAGACUGGAAAAGAAGCAUGAUACAUUCUACGGGGGAGGGGUAAAGCAUAUUUUUUGGGACGUUACAGAAAGGUUGGUCACUUGAAAUGAUGCAUCUAGUUUCCAGAAUCUAUGGUAUAAACGCCCUGUUCCACACAAGGUAUCUAUGAUUUCUCUCUUUUUAUUUUUCCAACGUCUUUAUUUUCUACAAUGUUCCUCCAACGAUUAAUUUUGCACGAACUGUUGAACAGUUGCUUUUCUGAUGAAAUGUAAAGAUGUUGCGGGGGGGUGGGAUUGGGGCCAAAGUCCUUCUAAAGAAGGGCACUAUUUUUAGUAGAUGAUUGUGGUUAGCCUUUUUUUUUUUUUAAUUUCUUCUCUUCCCCUCCCCUUCUCUUUUUGAAUUAAAUUAUUUCUUUUCAAACCCUUGAUUUUUAAAAAAGGCACAUCUUACCAUAAUGAAUAUUCACUGUCAAUAAUAUUUAUUUUUAAAUAAAAUGAUUGGAAACAAUGUAGGACAUUUGUUUAUAAACCAUAUUGUAUAUUGCUGAAUAACAGUUGAAUUAAAAAAAAAGAGAUUUUGAAAUAUU